This is a messenger RNA of Cydia splendana, 1229 nucleotides long. Its product is annotated as probable isoaspartyl peptidase/L-asparaginase CG7860. Lineage: Eukaryota; Metazoa; Arthropoda; Insecta; Lepidoptera; Tortricidae. Gene Ontology annotation, molecular function: beta-aspartyl-peptidase activity; asparaginase activity. The record is from RefSeq and is a predicted model, not a curated record. The transcript has 6 exons. Gene Ontology annotation, cellular component: cytoplasm. The coding region runs from base 159 to 1106 and encodes 315 amino acids.
UGUUAUCAAUUUUGAUAACGAUAUACUUAGGCCGAGAAUAUAAUUUCAGCAUUUUAACUGUGUAAUUUAUCUUGUUGUAAGUUGCUCCUCUAUCUACUUGUAGUAUUGUAGAAUACCAGAUAAAAAUACUCAAUUAAAACCUAUAAUAAUUAUUUGGAAUGAAGCCAAUCAUUAUUGUACACGGUGGAGCCGGGGAUAUUCCCCAAAAUCGGGUGCAAGGUAAAUUAGACGGGAUGGGAGUAGCUGUGACUAUCGGCCACGAAGUUUUGGAAAGGGGUGGCAGCGCUCUUGAGGCCGUAGAGGCUGCCGUUGUUUCUAUGGAGUUGGACGAGAACUUCAAUGCAGGUUACGGUUCUGUUUUAAACCUUCGUGGUGAGGUGGAGAUGGAAGCUAGCAUAAUGUGCGGUAAAAACUUGGAUGUUGGUGCUGUUACUCUGAUUAAAGAUUUUUUGCACCCAAUAAGCAUUGCGCAUAAAGUUUUGACUGAUUCCCCUCACAGUUUACUCGGUGCUGAAGGGGCUAAAUUGUUCGCUCUCGAGAAGGGAUUUGAAACAGUGCCACCCGAGUCUCUUAUAUCGGAAAACGCUAAAGCUGCUCUACAUAAAAUAUUAAAAGACGGUGACUAUACCAGGACAGAAAUUGGAGUCGCAGACGAGGGCGGCGUAGGAACAGUCGGAGCUGUAGCGAUAGACGCUGAAGGUCACAUAGCUGUAGCAACCAGCACCGGAGGCAUGAGUGGAAAAGCUGUUGGCCGAAUUGGUGACACGCCACAAAUCGGCAGUGGAACUUACGCCGACGACAACGUAGGCGGCGUAUCAACCACAGGACAUGGAGAGACAAUCCUUAAAUUUUGUCUCGCUCAUAGCAUUAUAAACAAAAUGAGGGACGGAACUCAUGCUGAUGUAGCAACGCGGAAUGCUGUAAACGAAAUGACCGGUCGUUUAAAGAAUACUGCUGGCGCAAUUACUUUGUCCAAGAAUGGAGAUGUUGGAGUCCACUUUUCAUCAAAUCGAAUGUCAUGGGCAUAUAUUAAAGAUGGUUCAAUAUUUUAUGGCAUUGAACCUGGACAAGUGCUUGUACACAAAUAUUCUCCAGAUUGCAAAUAAAUGUAUAAUUAUUAUAUCUUCAUAUUACAUACACUAAGACAAUACUCAAAAAUAUUUUUGAAAAACAUCAUUAUUUUCUAUUACAACCUUACCGACACAAUGUAAUGUAAAUAUGCAUAACGG